GAAGGGUGUGAUGGGAAUGGUCUAGACUCUCUCUCUCUCUCUCUCUAACAAAGGACCUCUUUAAAUCUCUCCCACCCCUCACCCACAUCUCCUUCCCUCCCCAACAAAUCAGUCUUCUUCUUCCCCUUCUUCCUUCCAAAGCUCAUCUCCAUAACUUACCCUCAACUUGUCAAAGCAAAAGCUUCAAUGGUGGAUUGGGAGCUUCCCUCUCUCUCUCUCUCUAACAAAGGACCUCUUUAAAUCUCUCCCACCCCUCGCCCACAUCUCCUUCCCUCCCCCUACCAAAUCAGUCUUCUUCUUCCCCUUCUUCCUUCCAAAGCUCAUCUCCAUAACUUACCCUCAACUUGUCAAAGUAAAAGCUUCAAUGGAAUUAGAAGGAAACCAUCAUGAUCAGCUGGAAAGAUGGGAAGGCUAUGUCGACUGGAGGAGCCGCCCCGCCCUCGUUGGCCGCCACGGUGGCAUGCUAGCCGCCUUCUUCGUCUUGGUGGUGGAGAUACUGGAGAACUUGGCAUAUCUGGCGAACGCGAGCAACUUGGUGCUGUACCUGUCGGACUACAUGCACCAAUCGCCUUCCGACGCAGCCAACAAUGUCACAGAUUUCAUGGGCACGGCCUUCCUCCUUGCCCUCUUGGGCGGCUUCUUAUCCGACGCCUUCUUCACCGCUUAUCACAUCUACCUGAUAAGCGCCGCCAUAGAAUUCCUGGGAUUGGUGAUACUUACAGUGCAAGCCAAGUCAUCUGCCCUAAAGCCACAGCCCUGCGACAAGGCCGCGAGCUCCGGCAGCCCGUGUGAGAAAGUCCAUGGAGGAAAGGCCGCGAUGCUCUUUGCUGGCCUCUACCUGGUGGCCCUUGGAGUCGGGGGCAUCAAGGGCUCGCUCCCGGCCCAUGGAGCUGAGCAGUUCGAUGACUCCACAGCCCAGGGGAGGAAGCAGAGGUCCACCUUCUUCAACUAUUUUGUGUUCUGCCUCUCUUGUGGUGGCCUAAUCGCUGUGACUCUUGUCGUGUGGGUCGAGGACAACAAAGGCUGGGAGUGGGGGUUCGGGAUCUCGACCCUAGCGAUACUACUGUCCAUCCCGAUCUUCCUUGCUGGCUCUGCCAUGUACCGCAACAAGAUUCCCUCAGGGAGCCCGCUCACGUCAAUAUCGAAGGUUUUGGUUGCUGCCACAGUAAACAGCUUCCGAUCCCGAAACUUGAGCAACGCCAUCGCAAGCAUGGCCAUGAGCCCAUCAAACAUGGGCCAGAGGACUAUGGGACCCGAGCACGAGGCCCACACCACCAAACCGAAGGACUCAACAACGUCACACGGGCAGGCCACAAACGUAGAAAGCCUCAGGUUCCUAAACAGGGCACUGACAGAGAAACCGCUCCACACAUCACUCCAAUGCUCGGCGGAACAAGUCGAGGACGUGAAGACAGUCCUCAGAAUCCUCCCGAUCUUCGCCUGCACGAUAAUGCUAAACUGCUGCCUCGCACAGCUCUCGACUUUCUCAGUCCAGCAGGCCGCCACAAUGGAUACGAAACUCGGGUCCCUGAAGGUCCCCCCAGCCUCCCUCCCAAUCUUCCCAAUCCUCUUCAUCAUGAUACUAGCUCCCAUCUAUGAUCAUGUGAUCGUCCCAUUUGCCCGGAGAGCCACCAAGUCCGAGAUGGGCAUCACCCACCUCCAGAGAAUCGGGGUCGGGCUGGCCCUCUCAAUCAUGGCGAUGGCGGUGGCUGCCCUGGUUGAGGUCAAGAGAAAACGAGUGGCAACCAACAAGGGUCUGCUAGACUCUGGUGGGCCAUUGCCAAUCUCAUUCUUCUGGGUCGCUUUCCAGUACCUCUUCCUAGGAUCUGCCGACCUCUUCACGCUCGCGGGUCUGCUGGAGUUCUUCUUCUCCGAGGCCCCGAGCAGCAUGAGGUCGCUUGCUACCUCCCUGUCAUGGGCAUCACUGGCAAUGGGAUAUUACCUGAGCUCUGUGAUUGUCUCCAUUGUUAAUGGAGCCACAGGAAGCCCGGGCCACCGAGGAUGGCUCUCCGGCCCCAACCUCAACAGCUACCACUUGGACCGAUUCUAUUGGCUGAUUUGUGUGCUGAGUGGGCUGAACUUCAUACACUAUCUCUUCUGGGCUGCAAGGUACAAGUACAGAUCAAUCAAGUGAGAGGCAACAGAGACAGUGCUGAGAGACACAUUUAAACAGAGAUGUUUAUUAGGUUCGGGCAAUCGAUUCUGGUUCCCGUUGUCUAGGUACGUGUAUAUAUAUUGGGAAUUGGUCAACCGGGUGGCCCUGAGCACGCAGAAACCUGCAUUCCCAAGAAGCGGGCUGGACCAUGCAAUGAAACCCGAUCUAAUGGGCAUGGACCAAAAACGCACUCCUUGAUCACAGGGAACAAUGUAAUUAGUUAGGCAGAUUCAAGUGAUAUAAGAGGAGCCAAAAUCCAGAAGAGGGGGUCUUGAUACAGCGGCACAAGGCGUCACCUGGAAGCAAGAGGUUCUGGGUAUCAGUAGGACUUAUGUGCCCCUUUAUUUAGCUUUAUUUUCUUUCCUUGUACAAGGCCGAUGUGCCUCUCUUAUUACCGAAAAACUAAAAUCCAAAUCCUUUGCCCUCGGUUCUUCGCAUCACA
Messenger RNA from Punica granatum (pomegranate), 2597 nucleotides. Lineage: Eukaryota; Viridiplantae; Streptophyta; Magnoliopsida; Myrtales; Lythraceae. The record is from RefSeq and is a predicted model, not a curated record.